AGAGCAGAGGCACGGCCCAGCGCCUGCGGUGCGGGACAGGAAAAGGUGACCAGGAUGCUGUGGCAUGGGAAGCCCUGGAGGUCCAUGUGCAAGGGGCUGGUCCUGGGGACCCUCCUGACCAGCUUCAUGUUGCUGCUCUACUCCUACGCCGUCCCCCCGCUGCAAGUCAGCGUCACUGAGAUCCCCGUGCCCUUCUCCUGCUCCUCCCACCUGGCCCAGCCUCCAUCCCUGUCCAACAGCUCGGGCAGCGCCUCGGGGUGGAGCUGCCGGCCCAAGCUCAACGUCAUGUUCAUGAAGACCCACAAGACCGCCAGCAGCACCAUCCUCAACAUCCUCUUCCGCUUCGGGGAGAAGCACCGCCUGAAAUUCGCCUUCCCCAACGGCCGCAACGACUUCUACUACCCGUCCUUCUUCGAGCGCAGCCAGGUGCAGCACUACCGGCCCGGGGUGUGUUUCAACAUCAUCUGCAACCACAUGCGCUUCCACUACGAGGAGGUGCGCAAGCUCCUGCCGCCCGACGCCACCUUCGUCACCGUGCUGCGGGACCCCGCGUACCUCUUCGAGUCCUCCUUCCACUACUUCGGGCCCGUCAUCCCCCUCACCUGGAAGAUCACCGGGGAGGACAAGCUGGACGAGUUCCUCCGGGACCCCCAGCACUACUACGACCCCAACGGGUUCAACGCUCACUACCUCCAAAACCUCCUGUUCUUCGACUUCGGCUACGACAGCAGCAUGGACGCCAACAGCCCGCUGGUGGAGGAGCACAUCCGGGAGAUCGACCGCCGCUUCCACCUCGUCAUGUUGCUCGAGUACUUUGAUGAGUCGCUGGUGCUGCUCAAGGACCUGCUGUGUUGGCAGCUGGAGGACGUCCUCUACUUCAAGCUCAACGCCCGCAAGGGCUCCACGGUGUCGCGGCUGACCCCGGAGCUGUACGAGCAGGCGACCGCCUGGAACCUGAUCGACGCCAAGCUCUACCGCUACUUCAAUGCCACCUUUUGGCGCAAGGUGGAGGCCUAUGGGAGGGAGAGGAUGGCCAGGGACGUGGCCGAGCUGCAGAGGGAGAACAAGAAGAUGACCAGCAUCUGCAUCGACGGGGGACACGCUGUGGACGCCAGUGCCAUCCAGGAGUCCUCCAUGCAGCCCUGGCAGCCCCUGGGGGAGAAGACCAUCCUGGGGUACAACUUGAAGAAGAAGAUCAGCAAGAAGCACCAGAAGCUGUGCCGUAAGAUGCUGACACCUGAAAUCCAGUACCUGACUGACCUGGGGGCCAACCUCUGGAUCACCAAGCUAUGGAGCCACGUGCGGGACUUCCUCAGGUGGUAGGGGCUGGCAGGUGCCCCGCUCCCCUGGGGAAAGAACCAGGUGCUUUCAUUUUUGUUACUCAUGGUUCUCUUGGUUUGGAACUGGCUGGAGGCUCUGGAGCCCAGGAACUUUUGGGGGGACCCUCCAUCACUUUCCUGCAGAGCCCCAGCUUGGGCAGGAGAGUGGAGACUCUGCCUCUGUCAGCGGGGUCAAGGACUGGGGGGUCCAGGGGUGGUGUUUUCCUGCAGGAUCCACUUCUUCCUUCCCCAUGGAAAAGCUGGAGGAGGGAUUUAUGAAGGAUGUGGCUUUGUCACAGCAAGUGCAGGACAUCCAUCACCAGGUUGCUGGGUGCAGGCAGGGAUGUGCUGGGACAGAAGUGCUAGAGGGUUUCCCUUGCCCGGGGUGGGCAGAGAUGCCCACAGGGAACCCAGCCCUCCAGGAGCUCCUCAAAUCACCCCACUGAGCCCUGGUUUUGGGGUGUGGGAAUGUCAGAACCUGCUGCACUGCCUCAGCCCUUCGAUGUGAUGAGUGCAGCAUGUUCUCAGCCCACCAACAGCUAGGCUGUGACCUAGAGGCACCCGGAGCCAUUUGGAGAUUGGAAAACCCAUCCCAAAAGCCCCGGCCUUUAUCAACAGGUCCCCAUGGCAAAGGGCACACCCUCACUGACCCCCUUCGUCCCAGUUAGAGGAGCCCGUGGCCCUGGUCCCCCCAGGGGACAUCCCAAAAGGCCAACAGGGUCUGGUGACAACUGGUGUGGGGAGGAGAUGGGAGCGGGGGCAGUGGGACUGUCCCCAUGAUGCCAUCCAGGGCUCGGUGAGGAUGCUGAGGGCAGGGGCCAUCCCCAGUGCCCACCCUGCCUUGGCGACAAACCUCGUGCGUCCCAGCUGGGCUGGAUGACACUGGUGACACCACGUCCCACUGAGAGUGGCCCUGGCUGGGCACAGAGGUGGCACCUGUGGCUGAGCCAUCCCCCAGCAAAGGGACCCCCAUUGUCCCCCUACCUGUGUUCAGCUCCUUCUGUAAAGACCAGAAAUAAAAAAAUAAUUUACUUUUGUAAUAUCAUUGUA
This is a messenger RNA of Zonotrichia albicollis (white-throated sparrow), 2369 nucleotides long. The record is from RefSeq and is a predicted model, not a curated record. Lineage: Eukaryota; Metazoa; Chordata; Aves; Passeriformes; Passerellidae.